Molecule: messenger RNA, 3900 nt
Organism: Phalacrocorax carbo (great cormorant)
Lineage: Eukaryota; Metazoa; Chordata; Aves; Suliformes; Phalacrocoracidae
Source: RefSeq, a predicted model, not a curated record
CUCCUCCUCUUCGCUCCCUCUCUCCGCCCGGCGCCGGGGCAGCUCCCACCGGAGGCGCUGGGGACAUGGAGCGGACCUGAGCCGGGCGCGGCGGAGCCCGCACCGGCACCGGCGGCAGCACCGGCAGCGGCGGCGGGGACCGGGGCGCAGCGCUGCAGCGCGGCGGAGCCGAGAGGAAAAGGGUCAGAUGUCUUCGCCCCUCCGUCAUGCGAUAGGAAAGUAUUGUUUACGAAGCAGCCGAGUCAAACGUGCCCUCUGCUCUGCCUGGAAACGCUGACUUUUCCGGCAACGUGAGCUCUCGGCAGCCUUCUGGGCAGAUGGAGGUUGUGGCUUUCCGUGGGAGCGCCGCUGACAGGAUGUCCAUGAGGAGCCCCGUUUCUCCCCACCUGGAGCUUGAUGGAGCCGGCAGCAUGGUGAACUGCACCAUCAAGACGGAGGAGAAGAAGGAGGGUGGAUGUGAGUCCCCGCCAGGGGCUGCCCCCAGCACCGAGCCCCGUCCCAAUGACCCACCAGGGCCACCACCGAGGGAGGGCACCGACCCCCAGGCCCUGCCGCAGGAGUCCCGCUCGCCUGUCGGCGAUGCGCUGGAGCCCAGGCGCUCUGCCUUCGAGCCGGCUGUCGGUGGCCAGGAGAAGCUGGACUUCAACAGGAACUUGAAGGAGGUGAUGCCAACCAUUGAGAAGCUACUGUCCAGCGACUGGAAGGAGCGGCUGCUGGGCCGAAACACUGCCGAGUCCAAGGAAGUGAAAGGAACCCAGGAAAGCCUGGCAGAGAAGGAGCUCCAGUUACUCGUCAUGAUCAACCAGCUGUCCACGCUGCGGGACCAGCUCCUGACGGCCCACUCGGAGCAGAAGAACAUGGCCGCGAUGCUCUUCGAGAAGCAGCAGCAGCAGAUGGAACUGGCGCGGCAGCAGCAAGAGCAGAUCGCCAAGCAGCAGCAGCAGCUCAUCCAGCAGCAGCACAAAAUCAACCUGCUGCAGCAACAGAUCCAGCAGGUCAACAUGCCCUACGUCAUGAUUCCCGCCUUCACCCCCAGCCACCAGCCUCUCCCCGUCACUCCCGACUCCCAGUUAGCCCUGCCCAUCCAGCCCAUCCCCUGCAAACCAGUGGAUUACCCGGUGCAGCUGCUGCACAGCCCUCCUCCUCCCACGCUGAAGAGACCCGCCGGCUCGGGCCACCUCCAGAUGCAGGAGACCUCGCAGCCACUGAACCUGACAGCCAAACCCAAAGGUUCUGACCUCCCCAGUGCCUCCAGCUCGCCCAGUUUGAAGAUAAGCGGCUGCCAGUCCCUCACGCCGAGUCACGGGGCCACCAGGGACCUGCAGACCAGCCCGUCCAACCUGCCUCUGGGGUUCCUGGGCGAAGGCGACGCCAUCACCAAAGCCAUCCACGAUGCGCGGCAGCUGCUGCACAGCCACAGCGGGGCCAUGGAGGGAUCGCUGAGCAACCCCUACCGCAAGGACCAUGUCGGGAUUGAUUCUUCCCCAGUGAAGGAGCGGAUGGAGGAGACCCCUGCCCACCGGCUGGACGAGGCUCUGUUGACCUGUGAGAUGGACGGCUCACGGCACUUCCCCGAGUCCAGGAACAACAACCACAUCAAGCGGCCCAUGAACGCCUUCAUGGUGUGGGCGAAGGACGAGAGGAGGAAGAUUUUGCAGGCCUUCCCAGACAUGCACAACUCCAGCAUCAGCAAGAUCCUGGGCUCCCGGUGGAAAUCCAUGACGAACCAGGAGAAGCAGCCCUACUACGAGGAGCAAGCCCGGCUGAGCCGGCAGCACCUGGAGAAAUACCCUGACUAUAAGUAUAAGCCCCGACCCAAACGCACCUGCAUCGUGGAGGGGAAGCGGCUGCGUGUGGGCGAGUACAAGGCGCUGAUGAGGAACCGACGGCAGGACGCCAGGCAGGGCUACUUGAUAGGGCCCCAGGGCAGCCAGGUGCCCCCCGCCUCCUCGGACGUGCUGUACCAGCGGCCGGUGGGCAUGCAGCUGACUCCCCCCCUGAUGGAGCACUACCUGCCCCGCAGCAUUGACCCCACCAUGCCCGUCAUCGUCAACACGCGCAGCCUCAAGGAGGGUGACGGCGGAGAUGACAGGCACUCGGUGGCUGACGGUGAGAUGUACCGCUACAGCGAGGAGGAGGACUCGGAGGGCGAGGACAAGAGCGACGGCGAGCUGGUGGUGCUGACGGACUGAGGGGGGGCUGGGGGGGCGGCAGGUGGGGGUGGCAGGUCUGGCUGCUACCAGGAAAGAGGUCAGAGCUUCCCCCAAUGGGACAGGACUGGCUGAAGGGCUGCACUGGGAGCAGAGGAGAGCUGCUACCCCAGCAGGCAGGAGUCGCUGCAAAUGGGUCCCACAAAGACGGGUGUCCCAGGAUUUUGGGCGAGGUGCGUCCCAUUGGAGUGAUGAGCGGUGAUGUGCGCUGCGUGGGGCCAUGGCCGGGAUGUGCUGACCCUGCUGGGCAAGCUGGGGAGGGCUGGCUCAGCCUUACACUGGUGGCGGGGCAUGGGGAGCUGAGGCCACCUGGCUCAAGGGUGUGGGUGCCACAGCUGCUGCGCUGUCACCCACCUGGAGCCCCCCAGGAGGUACCUGAGGGUAUUGAGGUGCGGGUAAACCUCCAGAGCAUGUCCCAACUCUCCAGAACCUGCAGGUCCCUUGCAGAGACCCUUACCUGCAGCUGCCAGCCCCUGCUGCCGGGGACACAGGAUGGGGAUACGCUUGUCCCUCGCUCAGCCCAGCCUGACCUCCCCACCACGUUUCCCCGCUCGGUCUUUAGAGGCUGCCAGCAAAUUCCCAUGGAGCCAUUUUUAGCUCUUGCCUGGCCCGAGUACCAGCCAAGGGCUCCGAGGAGCCCUUUAUGCUCCUGACAUCUCUGGCCCACUUUGUAAAUAAAGUGGGUGCCUCUUCCCUGGCCGUGCCGUUACCCCGGCCCUCCGCCAGCCCCUGCCCCGGGCACGGCCAGACACAAGCCCCAGCUGCGGUGGGUACGUGCCCCAUCCGUCCCUGGGCACCUCUCCCUCCCGUGCCCUGGCUCUGCAAGCCGCAGGCUCCACCUGAGGUCUGCAUCGUGAAAACCACAGCGGGAGAGAAAAAUAGCAGCAGUUUAAAAAAAGAAAUAAUUAAAAAUAAAAACAAAACAACCUUGCUCCGGUCAGAGCCUGGCCCAGGGGUGUUUGGGGUGCAGCAUGGCUGGCUGUGCACGCACUGGAUCCAGCUGUGCAUGCACGGGUCUGGCUGCUUGUGCACAGGGGCUGACUGUGCAUGCACAGGGUCCGUGCACCGCCCUGUGGCAACAGCCAGAAACAGGCACCGCAGCUCCGGCUGCAGCCACAGCCUGGCUUCCAGCCUGGCACCGCGGGGACCUUGCUGGGGGGCAGAAGGAGCCGUGGCUGCCCAGGCUCCAGUGGGGGGACGAGCCCUGCAACGGGCAGCUUUGCAGCAGCCCCAAGCACUCGGCCCCAGGGUGGGGGUCUGGAGCAGCAUCGGGGCCCCGGUGCUGCUCCCCGGCACCCCGCAGGGCUGCUGUUGAGACACUGUUUAUCCAAGGGAGGGUCCUGCCUCCUCACCCACCUAGCAAACGCCUCUCUCCUCUCUUUCCCUUCAUCAGUGCUUUAUUUAUUCCCCCUCCCUGUGCUGCUCUGGCUGGGGCCGGGGUCCCUGGGGAAGGGGUGCUGGCUCCCAGGGUGGGAUGGGCUGUGCUGCAGAGGGGGCUGGAAGUAGAUGUGCCCAACAGAGAUGCAGCUCUUCCUUUUUUUUUUUUUUUUUUUUUAAAAAAAAGAGACUGUAAAUAUAGAUAGAGCUUUAUUUUGUUAAUAAGACAACGAGUAACUUAACCUGUAUAUUUCACAUACUUGUUUACAAUUGUCCCCCCCACCCCUUGGCACAAUAAAGAUGACUUUUUGGA